AUGUGGGACCUCGGCGAUGAACUAUUACAGCAAGCUCCGGCGAAUGACCUCGAGGAUGUUUCCACACCUUGUACCGGUAAUGCCAUGUCUCUCUCAUCUAAAGGACAUUAUAUUGACAAGGCAUGGGGCAAGGACCGAUACCGAGAGCUCAUGAGAGUCGCCCGACAGUGGAGGCAGUUGAAGACGAUGAAAUGGCAUGGCUUCGGCCAUUGUUCCGACAGCCCGAAUGCAGGAGAUCUCGCAUUAUUUUGCCCGGCAUGUCCUCAGCCUGGGAUUAAUGUGUCCUUCUCAGGGGAUGAAUCACUUGAUGAGUGGAAAUACACCCGGUCAUUUGUUAUGGAUGGAAAUUUCAAAGCUGAACACCUGCAUCCCAUGAACGCCAUUGAUGAAGUUUGGCUGUCAGAUGGGUUGGGAUUCAUGGUGGGAAAGGACAGACAAAUGAACAUGGACUAUGCCCUUUGUGAGGCUGCCCGGCACAACAUGGAAGGCAUCACCAGGGCGGUCACCUUCUAUGAUAUCAACUGUCAAUACAACAAGCACUUUCGGGACAGCUGCUAUGUCCGAUAUGCGUCGAAUUUUAUCGAAGGCAUCGGUCGGAUUGAUGGAGAGAUCAUGGAGACCCUAUGGUCACAUCUCAACCUGAUUUCCCCUGCUGCUCGGGGAAUGUCAUCCCCGCAUCGAAAGGAAUGUCUCGAUUAUCAGAUGAAUGAUUCCAAUUUCUGCAAGAUGAUCCGCAUGAAAAGGACCCUUUGCCAAAAAUACAAGCAGGCGAAGAAUGGCAUUGCCGAAAGUGAAAAGGCUUUCGACAUACUCAAUGAAGCAGCACCCGGCGAUUCAAAGACAGAGUGGCUAGCCAGCGAGAGGAUUGCUCAGUCUAGCAGAAUAAAUAAUCCUGCGGCUAUGGAUGUAUAUGAGAUUAAUAUCAAGAAGGCACCGAGCAAAAAGGAGAUCGAGCUUAGGCUACUAGAGGAGGGUAAUGCCCGAAAUGCAGCACCUGCUCGCAGGUCUGUGGCGACAUGGAUAUCAAUGGGGUUGGCGAUUGAAGAGGCUCAAAUUGCAUUGCUCAUUGAGACAUCGCCCGGUCAACGCGAUCGUCUCCAAGGCCAGAUAGAUGGAUUCACUCGGUCUGCUAUUACGCAUCUUGGAGAGGGAUUUGAUGCAGAUGAAGAUCCUGAAGACUUGUACUUGGACAUUCUUGAUGAUCUCGAUGAUGACUUGGCAGACUUCACCGAGACAUCUGACACAUGGGCAAACUCCCCUGAGCUCACUAUCGAUGCAGACACUGUAUGGCAGACUGAUCUCAUUCCGCUGGAGAUGUCUCUUCGUGAAGGGCAGGCCAAUGACUUCCUUCACAACCUCCGAAUUCACUUGUGCAACAAGGCGAUUCUGUUUCGAACAACAGUUAGGCAAGCCAAAUCCCAGGCCCUGAAAACUCGAGCUUGGUCCCAGGUGACGUCGGUGCAGCAGGAAGUGUCCCUCCAUGCCAGUAUAUAUACGAAGACGAGGAAGCAAAUGAUGCAACUGGAGCCAGGGCAAGACCAGGUUCAGAAAUACAAACCCCUGCUUCAAGAGCAACUCAAAAUCAGCACUGCCGUCGGCAAUCCAAAUGCCCGAGGUCAGCGAAACGAGUCCCUCGCUUGGUUCUGGUCAGUCGAAGUCGACCUUGGGGGUCCCGAUCACUCAUGGAAUGAGGAAUUUUACCGAGUUCAUUGGCUCCGGGCAAAGGCACUACGGGAUCAAUGGAAGGAAGAAAUGAUGUUGGUCCAAUUGGAGAUGGAUUGGACAUGUAACUUUUUUUUGUGGAAAGCAACCCAAUGGGGUGACAGGAUGCGCGAAUCAUUGGUGAAACACCUUCCAGGUCAUGCAUGCUACUCGGGAAGGCAAUCCCAAAUGUAUUCAUUGCUGGCACAGGAUGCCCAGGCAGCAUUUCAAGACCUGAAGACCGGCUACUUUGACCCAAACAUUUUAGUCCCGGGAAUUGGCCGGCUUCAUAAUCCUGCAUUAACCAUGUCUGUAUUGCAUACUCCCCCAACAUCCCCUUCUAAUUCUCAGACUUCCGGCAAUGGGUUCCGACCCCUCACACUCACUCAGGCAGAUAUUGCAGCUACAAUGUCAAUGGCUGCAUCUCGCAUCCGAGCGUCCAUCUCUCAAUAUCAGAUGGAGGCUGCCCACACCCAGGAGCCUUCUGCUACUUGGAUCACACACUUUAAAGCCGGGCUGCAAUGGGAGAUAGCUACUUUUGUGACUCCCAUCCUGCAGUACUCAGCUGCAAGGAACAUCAUUUCGGUUGUUCUGAGCCCGGUUGCUCAUAUUCUUCAGUUGAUUCCCGAGCUCACCUGGAACAUGGUUCUGGACCACAUCUUUUCAUCCCACCUAUGCCAGUUUCAAGACGUUGCAGAUCUGGGGGAUCCCUCCCACAUUGUAUCCACCUAUGGUACUCCAUGGUGGACCGGAUCAACUGCCAUCCCGAACGAAUUAUGGCCAUGGGAUCAGGUAUUUGCUAAUUGUGUCUGUCACUACCAGCAUUGGCUAUCUGGUGUUGAGGAUGAACGUCUUGUUGUUCCCGAGCAGGUGGAUGAAAGCUCGCUUGCAACGCUGAAGGCACUGAGGUGGAUGAGGGAACGCCUCCUGACAGUGAUUGAGGAUCAACAAGCUGGCAUCCGUGAAAAGAUGGCAGAGAUUCAGAUGUACACCACCGUCCUAACCAAUGAGAAGGCUGUGGAAGGUCGCUAUCGAGUGGGGACAAUGAGCUUGACAGUACAAACCAUCAGGCUCGGGGAACAAUUGCACCCAAGGGGACCAGAGUAG
Molecule: messenger RNA, 2808 nt
Organism: Suillus subalutaceus
Lineage: Eukaryota; Fungi; Basidiomycota; Agaricomycetes; Boletales; Suillaceae
Exons: 12
Coding region: 1-2808 (935 amino acids)
Source: RefSeq, a predicted model, not a curated record